Messenger RNA from Apodemus sylvaticus (European woodmouse), 2908 nucleotides. It is a transcript of the gene Thap2, whose product is annotated as THAP domain containing 2. The record is from RefSeq and is a predicted model, not a curated record. Gene Ontology annotation, cellular component: nucleus. Lineage: Eukaryota; Metazoa; Chordata; Mammalia; Rodentia; Muridae. The coding region runs from base 990 to 1574 and encodes 194 amino acids. The transcript is spliced from 3 exons.
ACACACGGUUUUGUUUUUCUUUGGUUGAGCAGGGCAGUCCAGUCUUUAGUUCAAACUCCAAAGCAUUUGAACACUGCCUUGAAUAUAAAAGGUACUCAGUAAAUGGUCACCUUUACUUCAAGAACUGCCCCCUACCUGAAGAAAAGAAAUACUAAAAACUUACCUGAAAACAGUUUAGAUUUUAUAGACCCUACCAUAUACCUUGUGAUCUUAGAAUACAUAAAAUAUCCUUGCUCUUUUUCCUACUUCACUAUUACUUCGAGCAUCCCCUAACUAAAAGCUGCCACUUUAAAAAUCCUUCUGAGGUUUGUUUUUAAACUAUUUCAUGCAAAUGUAGAGCUUUAUUCAUCCUUAUAGCUAAUGUACACUGGGUCCCUAAUUGCCUGACAUUAUGCUAAUGAUGUAGAGAGUACUUACCCUCAGGGACUUUAGAAUUGAAUAGAGGAGUAAGGCAUAAUUACAGUUGAGUGCCACAGAGAAGACAUUCAAAGAGACCUAAUUUAGCCUCAGAAAGUCAAAGGACACUUCACAAAAGAGGUGACAGCACGUCAGAUGAGACCAAAGGGUGACAUAGGUUUGGUCUUCUUUAUUAAAGUGUUUUCUGCUUUGUUCCAAGAGUACUCUAAGAGCCCCAAGACUAAGAAAAGACUAGCACGCUUAGAUUUACAUAAUAAAAAGCCUUCCUUCCGGCCACAGUGGAAAGCUGAGCAUGAUCCUUAAAGUGCCAGUCCAGCAUCUCCAGCGAUGAACUUGGAGAAGGAAGCCUUAUCGAAUGUUAAUCCAUCUGCGAUUUCCUUCACGGGGAAUUACGUUACAUGUCAACCGAAAUAUACACUGCUGCUUAGUUGUGGGUACAGGAGCGCUGAAUAAGAGGAGUGGAGUGAGUUGUAACAAAUCAAGCCCCAGCCUGGUGUGCUCGGACGUAAUCCCACAACAGAGGAAGAAGAGGGAGGCCAGCCUGAGCUACAUAGAACCUGUCUCAACAGAAAAUGUUUCCUUUGGAUCCUAAAAGAAGAAAAGAAUGGGUUCGCCUGGUUAGGCGUAAAAAUUUUGUGCCAGGAAAACACACUUUUCUUUGCUCAAAGCACUUUGAAGCCUCCUGUUUUGAUCUAACAGGCCAAACCCGACGGCUUAAAAUGGAUGCUGUUCCAACCAUUUUUGAUUUUUGUACUCAUAUAAAGUCUCUGAAACUCAAGUCAAGGAAUCUUCUGAAGAAAAACAACAGUCUUACUCCAAGCGGACUGUGCAAUUUAAAGCUGAACAGUAGUCAGCAGGUACUGCUGGAACACAGCUAUGCCUUCAGGAACCCUAUGGAGGCGAAGAGAAGGAUAAUUAAGCUAGAAAAGGAAAUAGCAAGCUUGAGGAGAAAAAUGAAAACAUGCCUGCAAAGAGAGCGCAGAGCGACUCGACGAUGGAUCAAAGCCACGUGCUUUGUGAAGAACUCGGAAGCAAGUGGUGUGCUCCCUAAGGGUAUCUCGGAGCAGAGUCUACCAACUGCCUUAAGCCAUCUUCCCCUGGAAGAUUUAAACAUUCUUGAACAAGAUCCACAAGAUAAAGCAGUACCCAUUCUCUAGGGGUGAACGGGACGAGACUCUGCACUCAAGCUCUUGGUACACAGACCCGGUGCCCAUGCCCGCCAGCACCCACCACACUCUGCCUGUGGCGCUGCAGUCAGGUUCCGCGGUUUCCCUUGAAGAAGCAGUGUCACUGUAUGGAGACCUGCGGGAGUGGGAAAUCCAGUGACAAGCUUGAGAACAAGUAUAAGUGCCUUACGUGAGGAUCGCGUACGCAGGAAACACUGCUAGAGGUUGUUUCUGGUCUUGUUUUUUUUUUUUUUUGUUUUGUUUUGUUGUUUUUUUAAACUGCUGUCAAAUAGAAACAACAAAUGAUAUGGUCAUAUAAGGAAAAGUGUUCUGCACCAAAGCUGGGAUAUUACAUUCUAAAGAACAUGUGAAGUAGGAGCUAAUCGCAUUAAAUGUGAGCUUAAAACUACUCGAUUUUGUAUGAAUUAAAUUAUUGGGAUUGUGGUUGAAAAUUUAUAGAAUAAAACCUCUGGGGUACAGGGCAAGGCUUUUUUUUUUUUUCUUUUUUAGCCUUUUGUAUUUUAAACAGUGAAAGUAAGCUUAUCAUGGCCUUUCUUAUAAGAACACUGAAUUUAAAAGUAGGUUGUAAAAUAAUUUGAAAAUAGUAUUUUGAAUGUGAAAUACCUUUGAGACUCUAAACUAGGCGAGGCCUCAAGUACCUCAGACUGGGAAAACCCAGUGAGUUAUAUUCAACUUCUAAGAAAAUAUACAGAAUAUAAUGCAGAAUUUGAAGUCUAGCUAUUACCUUAACAAAAUAAAUAGACAACUGUAUAUAUUCUUUUUCUUAUAAAAAUAUUGAAUUUCCAUCUUCAUAAUUGAUACAUUAAUAACUACUUUAGACCGUCUGUUCCUUGUUUUGAUAACAAAUUCUUAAGCUGAUGUUUCUUUUUAUAGCUACUUCUUAGCUGCCUUUUUUAUGUCAAAAAUAGCUUUUUCCCUCCUUAAUAAAUGACAGUAUAAUUUAAUCACAGGGGACUACUUAACUAUGCCGAGUUUCAGACCCAGGCAGGCUGCUGAGGUUUGUACUUAGCAUGUCAAUGUCUGGGGGUCUGAAAGCUUCUAAGAAAGUGUUUGAGGAUCUAAAACAGUAUUGGACAGUCUAAGAAGGUAUUUUAAGGUUGGAAAGUUCAGCAUAGAGGGCGGGGCAUGCCAGCCAUGCCCUGCACCAGGAAGGGACUGGGAGAUCUGAGAGGACCUGGAGCCCAGGUCCACUUUGCUAUGCUCCAUAUCCACCUCAGUCCUGGAUCUGAAACCCAACAGUGGUAAAUUAAACAAGCUCAGUUUAUCUUACCCCAUCAGCUUGCUUUUUAACUUUUUUUUUUUUU